CCAUAAAUAAGACAUCCGCGAGCACACAGAACAGGAAGAAACAGGACAUCAUGGGUUCUUACAACAAUCCAAAUCCUGGAUCUGAGGCCCUUGUCAACUUAGCUCAAAGGCUUCGCCUUUAUAAACCAACUCGCAUUCAUCAAAUCCCAGACUCAGUUUCCCGUGAAACACGAUUUCCCGUUGUAAAAUCCAUCAGCAACACCCCGGAAUCAGAUCACCGACAUCCUCAAAAUCUCAAGAGAGCUGCUGUUCUUGUCUGUGUUUUUCAAGGAAACAAUGGCGAUCUCCGUGUUAUACUCACCAAACGUUCAUCAACUCUCUCGUCUCACUCCGGUGAAGUUGCUUUGCCUGGAGGGAAACGUGAUGAAACUGAUGCUGAUGAUGUAGAUACUGCAUUGAGGGAGGCCAAAGAAGAAAUUGGCUUGGACCCUUCCCUUGUCAAUGUUGUUGUUGUCCUUGAUCCAAUUUUCACCAAGCAUCGCAUGAUCGUCGUCCCUGUGGUGGGCAUACUAUCCGAUGCAGAGGCGUUCAAGCCAUCUCCAUGUGCAGAUGAAGUGGAAGUUAUAUUUGAUGCUCCUCUAGAGAUGUUUCUCAAGGACGAAAACCGAUGGGCAGAGGAGAAAGAAUGGAAGGGAGAAAAAUAUUUACUUCAUUACUUCGAUUAUGAAACAGAAAACGUCAGGUAUCUGAUAUGGGCUUUAACUGCUGGUGUCUUGAUCAGGGUUGCAUCCGUAGUUUACGAGCGACCGCCGGCUUUUUUAGAGCUCAGGCCGAAAUUCUGGGAUAUGGCGAUUACCGAAGAUGUCUCUGUGGGCAACUUCGACCAGGAGUUCGAAUGUCAACGAUUGUAUCGAAAGGGAGGCUAGCAAAAUAUGACGGGGGAACCAAAAUGAGAAAAGAAAAUGAGAUAAUUGCGUAGGAGGUCCCCGAACCAUGAUCUCCAUUUUAAAUUGAUCUUUAAAAUUUUGAAAUAUUUUAUAUUCAUACUCAAAUUAUGAAAGCACCUUUAAAUUACUCUUAUACUUUAAUAUUUUAUAUAUCAAUUUUCAA
Molecule: messenger RNA, 1050 nt
Organism: Hibiscus syriacus
Lineage: Eukaryota; Viridiplantae; Streptophyta; Magnoliopsida; Malvales; Malvaceae
Product: nudix hydrolase 11-like
Exons: 5
Coding region: 51-866 (271 amino acids)
Biological process (GO): coenzyme A catabolic process
Molecular function (GO): coenzyme A diphosphatase activity; acetyl-CoA hydrolase activity
Source: RefSeq, a predicted model, not a curated record